AUGAUUAUAAAUAUUUCUUUUAACAAAAAUAAAUAAUAUAUUUUUAUAUAGUCAUUUUAAUUUUUUAUUAUACUCAUAAACAAGGACUCCAAAUAUUUAAAAUUUAAUCGGAAUUUUUUUCAUUAUCAUUUAUUGUUAAUUUAUAAAUAUAAUAACUUACAUCUUUAAAGCAAUCUUAUAAAUUUGUUACAAAAAUAUUAAUUAAUUUAACUUAUAAGUCAUUAAUAAAAAUUUAAAUUUCAUCUUUAUUAUUUAUUUCUUCUAAAGCUUCUUAUAUUCCUUAUUCAGCACCUUAUACUAUAUCUAUAAUUAAUCCAGGUUAACAACCUUUAUUUUAUUCUAUCAUAAGCUAACAAAUGCUUUUAGAAAGUAAAAAAGAACAUUCAAGUGUAUUUAUAAACAAAUCUAUUGUUUUUUUAGUUUUCUUUAUAUUUUAUAUUAAAUUUAUGACAUCUUGCUAUUAUUAAAUAUCGCAUACAUAAAAUUAACACUUGCUUUUACUAUGAUGAUAAACUAUUUGUUCACAAUAUUCUUAGUCUUAGCCCACUAUUA
Messenger RNA from Ichthyophthirius multifiliis, 552 nucleotides. RefSeq lists its product as hypothetical. NCBI's taxonomy places the organism in Eukaryota, Ciliophora, Oligohymenophorea, Hymenostomatida. The transcript has a single exon. The record is from RefSeq and is a predicted model, not a curated record.